Molecule: messenger RNA, 1365 nt
Organism: Tuber aestivum (summer truffle)
Lineage: Eukaryota; Fungi; Ascomycota; Pezizomycetes; Pezizales; Tuberaceae
Source: the annotation of a GenBank genome assembly
GUACAGAAAUGGCUUAACGUCGUUGAUCCAACUUCCGAUUAUUCAUCCGCGCGCGAGCUUCGUGAACCUGGUACGGGAAGUUGGCUGCUCGAGGGACGCGAGUAUAUGAAUUGGAAGGAAGGUCAAAGAGGACUUCUCUGGCUUCACGGUAUACGUGAGUUUACACACUGGUUCAAAUCUUAUGCUCCAAGGAUGGUCAUUAAUAUUUGUCUCUUGUAGCCGGAUGUGGAAAAAGUGUGCUAAGGUGCGAACUCAACUGGGUAUCCAAGGGCACAUUAUGACUUCCUGAUUGCUAACUCUCUCUUUAGCGCUACCGUUAUUAAGGAUGUUGAAAAUCUCUGCGAGUCGAAGGACGAUCACGCAUUGGCCUAUUUCUACUUUACCUUCAGUGAUUCGGAGAAGCAAAAUUUGGUGAAUAUGCUUUUAUCCAUCAUUGGCCAACUUCCAAAAAGGCCCUCGGAGCGGGGUUUGCCACGCGAGGUUGUUGAUCUGUACAAAAGCACUGGGGCAGUUAGAAAGUCGGCGGAAAUCAAGGAACUGAAAAAAGUACUGUCGCAGAUUAUAAAGGGUUUCGGGAGGACCUUUAUCAUUUUAGAUGCCUUGGACGAGGUCCCAACGAGAGUACGCGACAGUCUGCUUAGUUUGAUUGGCGAGCUCAAGGCGGAUCACAAUGCGGGAUCGCUUUCGAUUCUCGUCACUAGCCGUCCCGAGGCCGAUAUAGUGGGGUCACUGGAACAACUUAAUGGGUUUUCAAUAUCGCUACAAUCCAGCACUAUCGAUCCGGAUAUCCGCACAUAUAUACGGAACUCUCUCGCCAGCAAGGAUGGUAUUCGGAAGUUUCCACAAGAAAUCGAAUGUGAGAUAGAGGAAACGCUAGUUGCGGGUUCACAGGGAAUGUGUGUUAUGCCCGAUCACUGAAUUUCCACUUAUGCUAAUAUUGUGGCGCGUGUUUCCAGGUUCCGAUGGGUAGAUUGUCUCCUGAGAAUUCUGGAAGAAUGCAUAACACCAAAAUCUGUGCGGCAUGCACUGAAGGAGCUCCCGAAAGACUUAGACUCUAUCUACGAGAGGAUCCUCGAUACCGUUCCGGAGAAGCAGAAAGAAUAUAUUCGGCGAGCGAUGAAUUGGCUGGCGUUUUCGGCAGAACCAUUGACAUUAGGCCAGCUGGCUGAGGCCAUUGUUCUAGAAUACGAUGUCGACAAGUAUGGCGAGGAUUCGGAAAAUCUUUUUGACACGAGCUCCGUGAUGAGAAUUUGCCCUAGCCUUAUUUCAUUCGAAGACACCAGGGAUAGCGAAACCUCCACCCGGGAAAGCCGACGACUACGACUCGCACAUUUCUCGGUAAAGGAAUAUUUGAUCUCAGACCGG